This is a messenger RNA of Symbiodinium pilosum, 6297 nucleotides long. Lineage: Eukaryota; Dinophyceae; Suessiales; Symbiodiniaceae. The record is from the annotation of a GenBank genome assembly.
AUGCCGCCUUUUGUGGGCUGGCUCAAAACGGGCCGCAAAGCGAGUGAGGAUCACUGGGACACUUUGGAAGUGGACCGGUGGGUCGAGUUCGUCGCCCUGGAUGACGCCGGAAAACAGCAAGGACGAGUGUUGGCGUAUCUUGUUGCCGAAGGAGAGAGUGGACGAAUGAAGGCUGGCAAGAUCCUGGUCGCUCAUGUUCUGGGGUGCGAGGACGAGUACUACGAGCACUGGCUGGAUGGUACUUAUGGGGUCUAUAGACUGGACCGUCGCUGCCCUUUGCAUUUCUGCGCCACACAUGCCAGCCGUUGUCGAGAGCCAACUGUGUACCGAGACAUUAUCCAUGUGGACGUGUUUCGCGUCUUGGAGCACGAGUCACUGGAUAAGCUGGCGUGGCUUCGUGAUGAAGUUCGAGGCCGGAUGGUGGCCUACCCCGCCUACGUUGCCCAUGUGACCGCUGCUCCUGGGGUUUGGCUGGAGCCUUGGGCGCUGGCGUUGCCCAGUCAGAAGAAGAAGAAGCGUCGCAAAGGCGAGACUGCGGAGGACGCCGAGACGGAUGGUGGACACUCGCCAGAGGACUUGGCUGGGGAGAUCGCACGGCGUAAGCCUCAAGCCCCGUUGGCUUCCGCCUUGGAGCUGACUGGCGAUGCGGGUGACAAGAAGAAGAAAAAGAAGAAGGAGGAGGCUGAGACAUCGGACUCCAGCUACAGCAGCGAGGACUCAGUUUUUCGGUUGGCCGCCCUUCCUCGAGGAGUGGAGCGACUAAGGAGGAUUCAUCAGCGAAAGCCAGGGAAGCUAGCUUCGCUGACCCUUCUGAGUUUCAAGAGCUCCUACUGCGAGCACAAGGAGGGGAACCGGCACAGCCGAGCUCGCGAGUCCCGGGAGUCGCCAGGAACGACAGUGCGAGCACUAGACGUGCUUCUGCAGCGGCUGAAGGCGCUCGAGGUGGCACAGUCGCAAGGGAACUGGAGUCAGGCGGCAGAACUGGAGCUGGUCAUGACCCACGACCAAACAGCGGUAUUCAGACAAGAGUUGAAGGCCGCCCAGCAAGAGGUCAAAGCCGAUCUAGAGCUCCAGAAGGACCCACGCCGCCGGAGUUGGAGGCCACAGAGGUGGUUCGCGGCCGCCGACGCAGGCGAGACGGUGAAGGAGGACUUGGACAAGCCGCCGGAGAACGAGGACUCCUUCCCGGGCGAGAGUGGUCUGGUUGUUGAUGGCAUACUUCGGCUACCGGAGCUGGAAAGCGCCUUCCCUGGGAUCUAUUCUGAUGAUCCUUUGCCUGAUUAUCAGUUGGUGUUGGGAUUUUGUAGGAUCCCGGAGCUGGGUGACCUUCUGAAGUUUGGUCUCCGACAGCUGGCAAGUGAAAGCUCUCGAGAUCGCCUCCGCCACAACUUUGCCUGCUUCAUGGUGGACCACUCGGACCUGACUGCCGAACCGUUCCUGGCUAAGGCCAUUGAGUUCUUCGCCGAGUUUAACUCUCCAUGGGGCCCUCUGGAAUCGCUGGCCUUUGCUUCCAAUUUGGGGGCAGGGGGUGGCAUCUCCGGGGGGCUGCAUGGACGUGCGCUUGAGGAGGACUGCAAGAAGGUUCUUGAGCUCUUGCGGGCAAGCUUCACCGGCGAUGGUUCGUCGAAGCGUUCUGCAGUAGCUGCUGACGAAAGUCAGCCAACUGGAUAUUACAUCCUUGGUGCGUAUGGCUCGUCGGAGCGCUGCGGCAUCACCAGUGUCACAUCGAGACACUUCGGGGUGACCAAGGAACUCAACACUUGGCUUCGCACCUGGUUGCCGGGACACACUUGGACGAGCCUGUGCAUAAACUCGAAUGAGAAGAUUGCUCUUCAUGCUGACUUGGGAAAUCUCCCUGGCACUCUGAACCACUCAAUUGCCUUGGGUGACUUCGUCAAUGGUGCGCUUUGGGUUGAAGACUCUUCGGGCACCGAGCUACGUUCUUUCGACAAUGUCGACGGCCAACUUCAUGGACGUUGUGUGGAUACCCGCAGGCAGUUCUUCAGCUUUGAUGCCCGAAGCAGACGCUAUGUGCAGGAUUGGACUGGAGUGCGGUGGUCUGUGACGGCAUACACGUGUCGACGUCUCCAGGACUUUUCAAAGGCGGACCUGAAGACUUUGGUUGACUUGGGAUGGGACGCCUCCGAUGGCGGCAUCUAUGUUGGCCGUGGAAGUGCUGAACUUACCCGCAGUGUUUUUCAGGAAGGCAUGAGCGCCAAUUUCGAAGGGACGGCGGCCCAGCUUGCUUUGAGCGGGCGACCUCUCUAUGUCAUGGCUGGAGAGAUCGAUGCUGCCAAGCGACUUGUUGAUGAUUGGAACCUGCGACCUGGCCGGUGCUGGGUCAUGGAUACCUGGCGCUCGUGGCUCCGCUUUUGGCUGGUCGAUGGGGUGAACAUGGCCUUUGUUGGGCUGGUGCUCAAACUUGGUUUGGGGCAGACCUGGGCACUUGGGAAAUUUCAUCAGGAGUCUGCCGAGCUCUUGGCGGUCCAGGAAGAGAUGCUCCGGUUGUGGGAGCGUGGCUCGCUGGCGGCUGGAGAGCAGAUGUUGGGCCAAGUUAUGGCGCACCCCGACACCUGGACCGAAGGUCAGAAACAAGCAGUGGACCGAUUGCACAAGUACUCCCUCCUGUUGACCUCGGACUCCAACACGGAAGUGGCGAUUGAGAAGUGGGAGGUUGUUCGUCAGUCCCUCGGCGAUAUCUACUUCGGCCGUGAAGUGGAGAAAGCGUACCGCCUGUCCUGGAGGGCCAUUGAGCCCCAUGUCCCCGGUCCUGGGGAAGCAGGGAUUCCAGAUGCUGAGGUAGUAGAUCCCAGGUAUGAGGCUCCAGUCCUAGUGGAGUCCGACCGCGAGUACGACAUUAUUGUGUCGAACCUGGUGAAGGCUGGGAUGCUGGAGCGUGAAGUCGAAUCGGAGACCCUUCGCCUGAAUGAUCAUCCAGUGUACAAUGGUCUCUUUGGUGUGCACAAAGGAUGGAAGGAAGAGGACAAUGGUCAGUGGUUUCGCACGCUCCGCUUGAUUGUUAACUUGAUUCCGUCGAACAAGUGCCAAGGCAGGCUGCCGGUUCAGGCUUCAAAGAAGAUGGGUUACGCCCCGAUGUGGGGGAGAAUGACUUUGCUCGAAGAUGAGGUGGUCAUGUGUUAUGCCGAGGACCUCAAGCACUGCUUCCACGUCUUCUCCCCCGGCCAUAAGUGGCGUGGUUACUUCGUUCUGAACAAGCGAGCUUCUGGAAGUGCCUUCGAUGACGGGUUGCCCGACCACGCCAGGCCGAGGGUGAAGUCGGCCCCGAUGGGGUGGACUAAUAUAGUUGACUUUAUACAAGAUGGCUUGGAGCGCAUGGGCAGUAUUGCAGGAGUGCCUUCACAGAGAGUGAUCAAAAUGGGAGAGCCGAGCCCCAUGGCUGCCUUGACAACGCCGCGCUCCUUCUUCUCGUUCUACGUUGACAACUACGACCAGUUCACUGUGGUUGCUGAAAGCGAGAUUGGCAUCUAUGCCGGUCGUCCAAGCGAUGAGCAGUUGCAACUUCGUGAAGUCUUCAAGGUGUGGGACAUAGGACGUGACCCCAAAAAGUCAGCAGAAGGAGUGCUAAACUGGUCGAGCCUCGGUGCUGAGCAGUUGGGGCAUGAAGGCUUGGUUGGUUCUAUGAGGAAGCUUCGCCGGGGCAUCCUUGGUUCAACUUUGUGCCUUCUCCAGACAGGAGGAGUUCGAUGUGGCUCGCCGGAACUUCAGUCUUUGGUUGGGAAGUUCAUGCACUCUGUGCAAUUCUGCAGGCCCCUCGCAUCUAUGUUCGACUCCCUGUACAUGCACCUGUCGCAAGGGCCAAGCUCGUCACUCUGUGGUGAAGAGGCUCUUGAGGAGCUGCUUCUGCUGUCAAUGAGCCUGCCGAUGCACUGGCUGGACCAACGGCUCAAAACAUCGCCGACUGUGUAUGCCACAGAUGCCUCUCCUGAUGGUGGUGGAGCCUGCGCCAGUGUUGAGCUCUCAGCUCGUGGUCGCGCCAAAUGCCAGAACCUCCUUACGAUGGAUGACCUAGGCGGGAGGAAUGAUGAUGUGCUUGUCGUUGAGUUCUUCGGUGGCAUCGGUGGGCUACGCAGAGCGUUGGAGCUGCUGGGUGUGGUCCCUCAGGGGAUUGUGGAUGACAUUAAGAAGGUCACUGAGGAGAUGGUGCGUGAUUGGCGGCGCCAGUUCCCUCGGGUCAAGCGAGUGAUAGUUGGCGGCGGCUGGCCUUGCGUAAAUCACUCACUGCUGAAUUCAGCGCGAGAGGGUGCUGGCGCUGAGUCAUCUGAGCUCUUGGAUGUGAUGUUGCAAGUUGUGAAGUGGCUCCGCAAAUGCAGUAAGCCACUGCGCUUGCCUGACUGGGAGAUUGUGGAACUCUAUGAGAAUGUCGUCAUGGACGAGUUAGACCUGGAAACCCAGUCAUGGAAGAUUGGGUUUUACCCAAUGUUUGUGGAAGCUGGUGAUAUGCUUUGGUGCCGCCGACCUCGUCUUUGGUGGCUUCGUGGCUUGCCUCUGCUUGCUGCAACAGACCUGAGUGUGGCCGAGAAAGUGGACAAGUCGGCCUCGCCUCAUUAUGCGAGCCUUUCAAAGGUCAAGCGCGUGAAGCUUGCGUGCGCCAAGCCUGCGGUGACUACAGUUUUGGACCCCGGAUGCAAGAAGCUGCUGGAAGAUGAUGAGCCCUUCUUCACCUUUACUCGUCCUCAGGCAAGGACGGCUCCUCCACCGGACCCAGCGGGGUUGGCGAACUGCAGUCAGAAGGUUCUUGGUCGUUGGAAGGGAGACGCCUACCGCCUGGCGCCAUACCAGUAUCAAGAUGCCAACAUGAUCCGCUCAAGUGCUGGGAUCCGCCGUCCAAAUGCCAAAGAGCAACUUCGGAUGUUGGGCUUCUCGAACCGUCACCUCGAACUCUUGGGAACUCCUGGCCAACACCGGUGGUGGCGCGACUUUUGGCUGCCCUUGUUUUGGAUGCCUCGGAAGUUGCUGGGCGAAACCUUUGCAACGAGAUCAUGGAGGUUUGGGCCCGAGGCGGGCGAUUUGCCGACGGCUGCAUCCCUGCGUGCGCGCGGACGGGUGCAGUCACAGGAGGUCGCUGGCUUUAUAAGGUCCCUUCCUACUUCGUGGGCAGAUGAGCAGCUGCUGGUGUACCUGAUCUCCCAGAAUGUCACUCACCGGGGCACGGAUGUCGCACCAAGCCCCCAUGAUUGCGUCGGACUUCUGCCGACGGACUGUGGCCACAUCACUUUGCUGGAGCUCGUUGCGAUUCUCGACCUCUUGAAGAGACAAUCGAGGACCAAUGAGUGGCGCUCCUCCAAUGUCCUGGUGCUCGUGGACAACCAAGCGGUCAUUGCUGUUUUGGCGAAGGGCCGCUCCAGUGCUCGUCAACUCCAAGGCCCUCUCAGGCACGUGGCUAGCCUGAUGCUUAUGGGCCACUUCCGCUUGCUGGUGGCGUGGGUCAUGUCAGAGUGGAACCCGGCAGAUGGACCCAGCCGCUGGGUUGGGCGCCGGAAGUCUCAUCCUACUUCCUUCUUACUUUUGGACCGCUACCUUUGUGAAUUCAUCGAAGAGCUUUGGCAUGAUGGCGAACCUAAAGGUUAUGCUUCGGAUGCAUUGUCUGGCAUCGGACAUUUCAUACCUUCGGCAAAGCCUCACAUGAUUGCUGCCUGGCGCUUGCGUGCUGCUUGGGGUCGUGCGGAGUUACCAUGCCGAGCCCCACCGUUUACUGCUGUCAUCCUCUAUGGCUUAGCGCAAGCUGCCUAUAACAAGGGCUGGGAUGACACUGCGGUUUUACUCAUACUGGGCUUCCAUACGUUUGGACGCAGUGGCGAGCUCUUCAGUGCCCAAUGCAAAGACUUAGUGUUGUCUGGUACCGCAGGGACAUGGACUUUGCCCCUUAGCAAAUCUGGUCAGCGCACAGGCAUGACAGAAUCCAUCUUGCUGGAUGAUGCUUUCGUUUGCAAACUCCUGCAAAACUAUUUGCGUCGAAAAGCUCCGGGUGACCUUCUGUCAAAAGUUUCUCCCCAAGUCCAGCGGAAACGUCUUUAUGAACUCGUUGAAAGCUUGGAGCUCCACGCUCCAUACCGCUGGUACAGUGUUCGUCGUGGGGGGGCCACUCACUUUUUCAGACAAACUGGCAACCUGGCCCAGAUUUGCUCGAAAGGCCGCUGGAAUUCGCAGAAAACUGCAAAAAUUUACAUUUCUGAGGGCGUGGCUCAGCUGACUGAGUUGCAGCUUCCUGCGGCACAACUUCGAGCUAUGGAGGCGUUGGCCGUUCGUGCACGUCCCUCCUGGCAAAACUUCUUUUAA